AUGAAGGAAGGAAGAGGUGAGAACUUGCAAAUUCUGUGCUCUCGUAAGCUCAACCCCAAACCCAUCUACACCACAGGACAAGUAUUACACGAGGGGGGAACUGUGCCUCUGGCAGUGUGUGCAGGAUGGUGUGGCUCUGUUCUAUCCCAGCUGGACCUCAAUGGAAUCUUCUCCUUGACUGCCAGUGGGGGGAAAAGAUCCUACAUAGACUCUUUGUCCUUCAUCAGCUCUCCCAUCUCUGCUGCGGUGUGUGAAUUAUCUGAGACUUAUUUUAAGGAACGCUAUGGAUCGGGUGGGUUCAGGAAACGAAAGCAUGACAAUUUUCCACAUGGUCAAAGAAGAGAAGAAAAAGAGAAUGUUAAUCCACCUUCAGCUUUGAUGACGUCCUUUAAAUCAUUCCAGCUGGAGCUUGACACCAGGCAUGAUAAAUACGAACGGCUCGUGAAGCUCAGUCGGGAUAUAACGAUCGAAAGCAAAAGAACGAUAUUUCUGCUCCACAGGUUCAUCAGUGCUCCCAAUGGGGAAGAAAUAUUAAAUGAAUCUGAAGUCAAGCUAGAUGCUGUCCGUCGGAAGAUCAAGCAGGUUGCACAAGAACUGAUUGGAGAAGACAUGUAUCAGUUCCACAGAGCUGUAUCUCCAGGACUUCAAGAAUAUGUUGAGGCAGUUUCGUUUCAGUAUUUUAUCAAAACACGAUCUUUGAUCAGUGUUGAAGAGAUCAACAAACAACUAAUAUUUACAGCAGAAGACAGAGAAGAAACAACAAACAUGACCUCCAAUUCCCAUGAUAAGCAGCCCCAUACAUGGAGCCUGAGGGUGACACCAGUGGAUUACCUGCUGGGAGUGGCUGAUCUGACGGGAGAGCUGAUGCGGCUGUGCAUCAGCAGCGUUGGGAACGGGGACAUAGACACACCCUUCGAACUGAGCCAGUUCUUGCGUCAGAUUUACGACGGCUUUACUUUCAUUGGCAACACCGGACCUUACGAAGUCUCCAAGAAGCUCUAUACCUUGAAACAGAGUCUGGCAAAAGUAGAGAAUGCCUGCUACACGUUAAAAGUCCGGGGGUCUGAAAUCCCAAAGCACAUGUUGGCUGAUGUGUUCUCCACCAAAACGGAAUUGAUUGACCAAGAGGAGGGGCUUCCUUAAGAUCAGGAGGCUCUUGCUACUCAGAAGAGAAGAGGACAUAGAGAAUGCUCUUUAGUUAUGGUUUGAGGGGUUUUGACCCUUCUCAGAGCUUUUUAGGUAGAGACAUUUUUAGUUUUAUCUAUGAGAAAGCUGUUUGCAGUGGUAAUUUGUAACCAAAAAUACUUUCUAUGAUGUGCAAGAGAAAAAAUGUUUGACUUUGGCCUCUUGGUAUGGAAUUUCCUGUAUUGCUUGCUCCAUUGUAUCUUGUUUCAGAAUGACCAACAUUUCCACUGCACUCUAGUCCACUGACUGUCAUUUGUGUGACUCACCUCAAACUGUUGUUGGUACAAGUUUUCUUCAAGCACAGCAGUGGAAAAAAAUGGUUAGGUGCUUUUGUUUAGCAUUAUCCAUUGGUUUCUGCUGACCCAUUUUCAGUGUAUUUGGGUUCUGUACUCAUACCUACAACAAUGCACCUGUGCGAUAAGUGCAUCCCUUGACUUGAAACUGGGGUGGUCUCAACAGUGCCAUGUAAUUCAAGUUUUCUCUGAUUAGUGCUUUAAAGUGUGAAAAUAAGUCAACUUUUUGCCAACUGAUAGUGAAGCUAAUUGCACCAGGUGAAUACUACUGUCGCCCGUUAUUUUGGGUCUCUGUUAAAACUGAGCUCUGUUUGAGCUAACACUGGUACUUGUCAGUUUUGACAUGAACUAGGAAAUCCACAGAAAAUAACUGUGGAAAGUAUUGUUUUACAGUUUUUUGUAAUACAGUUUAAUGCAGAAUCUGACACAUUUCUGUUUGUAGACAAAAGAAAUUGUCAUACAAAGUAUGUAAUUUGGUGUUAGGACAAGCAGUUUUUGGCCAGAAUAAAUGCAUUGUGGUGCUGGAAGUCUGUUCUCCAUUGUUUGUGCUGCCCUGAGGACCUCCAGUGGGACUGAACUGGUAUAAGUGAAAAAGGGCUAGCCAAGCUUUAAAUAUAUGUUAGCAGGAACUAUAUCAUGUGCAUGUUCCUGUGGAAAGGAAAUUGCAAACAGAAGUAAGACAGGCAUUCUGGUUUCCACAUUUAUCUUUGAGGAGGGUAUGUCACUGUUGGCAAAAAAUCAGGGCUUUAUGCUGGUGUCUGAAGUUAUGAAAGUCUGAUAAUGUACAUAAUGCUAAAGGAAAACAGAUAAAACAACAUGAUCUCUAGACUCCAGGAAAUAAGCCUCCCAGCUGCAAUUGAAAAUACUGCAUGUUUUUUAUUUCCACUUCCAUAUGUUGUGAUACUGCCAAUAUUUUUCCCAUGAGCAUGUCCUGAGAAGCUGGAAUCAUCUGAUAUAUGGAUAGGAACGGGUAAAUAUAUUUCUGUCAAAUUUUUCCAUUGUUUCCACAUAAAGCAAUAUGUGGUGGGUUGAACAAGG
This is a messenger RNA of Ficedula albicollis (Collared flycatcher), 2516 nucleotides long. It is a transcript of the gene TSNAX, whose product is annotated as translin-associated factor X. Lineage: Eukaryota; Metazoa; Chordata; Aves; Passeriformes; Muscicapidae. Bases 1 to 1143 code for a protein of 380 amino acids. Gene Ontology annotation, molecular function: RNA binding; sequence-specific DNA binding; RNA endonuclease activity. The transcript has 8 exons. The record is from RefSeq and is a predicted model, not a curated record. Gene Ontology annotation, cellular component: nucleus; cytoplasm.